AUGAACGGUGCAGAUCGAUUGGAAAGGCGGAAGAGUCUGAAGGAACGGCUGGGAUUGACCGGCAUAUGUUUCGGGGCCUCAUGGGGGCCAGUCUCAAUACACGUCAGAGACGACGAAGACCCGGAAAUUCCGCCGCCGCCUUCCCGUGUCGAGGCGGGCGACCUGGGCCAGGUUCCUGUGGCAUCAGGAGUGAACCUCGCCGCAGCGCUGGCGUCAGAGAGGAACUACCUUCCGGCGACUGAUGCUUCCGUCGCCGGAGAUAUCACGGUGGGGUCCAUGAACGACCGGAGAGGGGAUGUAGUUGCUGGAACGGCGCCGCAGACGCCGUCUAGGGUGUCGCUGAUGAGGCUGCUUUGGGAAACGGACGGCGGAGAUGGCGGAGGAUCGGCGGAGGAGGAGGGUGGAGAGGGUGUGUACGAGGGAGCUGUGGCUGAACAGAAGGGCGUGUCCCAUUUGCAACCGUCUGAUCCUGGAGAUUCUUGA
Molecule: messenger RNA, 483 nt
Organism: Thlaspi arvense
Lineage: Eukaryota; Viridiplantae; Streptophyta; Magnoliopsida; Brassicales; Brassicaceae
Source: the annotation of a GenBank genome assembly